CCAGCCCACUUUUGAGAAUCAGUCCGCCAGACCAAGCGCAUUCAGAUACGCUGCUUCCUUUUUCACUCAGUACAAACACAAGUGGCAUCUAUUUCAGCGUGUGCUAUAGCUUAAGGGAUCCCAUAAGGAAUUCACUCCAGGACCAUGAGAUGAGCGUGACGGAUAGCGGUGUGAUUUAGUGCCGACGACUCUUUUUUGCAUCAGAAAGAUUCCCAAAUCCAUCAGAUAUGUCUGGAAUGGAUGGGUCGGUGGAGGAGAUAAAUGGUACGGAAGUGAACAGCGAGAGUUUCCUGAGGUUCAGCCCUACAUCUGUUUCUACCGGGGCGGCCGCUGCCUCAUAUGGACAAACUGCCAAUGUUUACAUCUAUGUCUCCAUCUUCCUCAGCUUGCUGCUUUUCCUGCUUACCCUGUUGAUCAUUGCUCUCCACAGGCUGAAGAACAUCAUAUCCUCUAGUUCUUCAUACCCAGAAUGCAGCAGUGAGGCCGGAAGCUCAUUCACUAACAUGGAGAUCUGCAGCGUUUCCUCACAGAGAUCAACGGUGUCAUCCCUGUCCUGACAGCAGAGAGAGACUGAAUGAUCACACACAUCUCUCAAUGUACUGAUAUUCUAGAAAUACAGAGAUAUUUUAGAGGUAAUUAUGUUGUAUAAUUAAAUAUUUAUCAUUAUUAUCAGUGUCAUUAUCAAUAUCAUUAUUAAGUUUCGGGUUUUACAUUAAAUAAUUCUGUCAACAGUGUAAAACAACUGUGUAAAAUAACUCCAUUUGAGACCCACAGAAGAUCCUCCAGAUGGACUGUAUUGAAGCAUUAUCAUAAAGGCCUUGUAUUUCGAUUUUGGAAAAAUGUUACUGACUUGUAUAUGUUAAUUACAUUAUGUACAUAAUGAACUGUAAAUAGAAAAGCUGUCAUACUGUCUCUCAUAUUUAAAAAUUAUAUUUGACAAUAUGAUUACACUUACAUACAUAAAUAUUAUAUCCUUUAAUACAUAGAUAAGACAUAGAAUGCAACAUGUCAUCUCUUGAAAGCCUUGAAUAAAAUCUGAUUUGCUCAUAAAAUAUGCUUAAGAAACAUGUCUUUAAUUCACCAUGCAUCAGUAAAAAAAAUGCAUAGCACUAUAAUAAAUAUGGCCCCCAAAACUAGUGGGAUAAAUCUCAGGUGAAAAUUGUCAUUUUUAACCCCCUUCAACAAAAUAGUGGAUUACUUAGUAAAUAUUAAUCUGUGAAACUUAUUAUUUGGCUUUCAUCCUAUUUAUGUUUGUCUUUCUACAGAAAAAAUAUUAAUAAAAGCAAAAAUUUGAGCCGGGGACCUCUGGUUGAGUUGACACGGAAUUACCCCUGUGAAAUGCAGACAUUACGGAUCUGUGGCGAUCUUGUCAGAAAACGUAUUUUCCACUUUUUAUGAAGUGCAAAUGAGCCAAAAGCGAAGCAGGGUUUAUUUGAAAACUACUACUACUUCAUAUCACUCAGUUUUCUCACAUUUCUGAGUUUGUGACUUUGAGCUCCAGGCAUGUAUUGCGGUGCCGUUUCGUAUCAGUAUUUGUGCUAUUGUAUAUCUUGUCGUCAAGACUUUCUCUUAAUGAAUCAGCCCGCCACCCAUCUUCACAAAGCGCAGUAAAAGUGAAAGAAAAUCCCCCACCUCAAGGCAACCAAGUUUCUGGCAGUGGAGACACAGUCAGUGACGCAGGUGUGAUGAUGUGUGAUGAUACGAGCUGGUGUUUCAUUGGAUUAGAAAUAAAAUUAUUCUCAGAACUAACUUCACUUUUGCAUGUACUUUUAACCAACUUAAGGUCUUAUAGUGAUUUUUGUGAAGCCAGUUUCACUCAAGUUCACUCAGGUCACAUUUUAACUAUGGACAGGAUCCACUGAUGUUUGAUAACCAGGAAAUGUCCAAAUACUUUUUGUCCUAAUUUUUUAAAAGCAAA
Molecule: messenger RNA, 1918 nt
Organism: Ctenopharyngodon idella (grass carp)
Lineage: Eukaryota; Metazoa; Chordata; Actinopteri; Cypriniformes; Xenocyprididae
Product: serine-rich and transmembrane domain-containing protein 1
Exons: 2
Coding region: 228-557 (109 amino acids)
Cellular component (GO): intracellular membrane-bounded organelle
Source: RefSeq, a predicted model, not a curated record